Prorocentrum cordatum is the source of this 987-nucleotide messenger RNA. Lineage: Eukaryota; Dinophyceae; Prorocentrales; Prorocentraceae. The record is from the annotation of a GenBank genome assembly.
AUGAAAGACAGCUCCAGCAUACCCCUCGUCGUCGAGGUGUUCUCCGUGCCCUUCGUGAACCGGGGUGCGCAAGCGGCGUAUUUUGUCGGGAUCCGAGAGUUUACGGACAUCAGCCCGAUACUCACCGUGGACAGUGCGGCGGAGGUGCGUCAGGGCAACUUUCAUAGAGCUGCUGCCCCAGAGGCAGUUUCCUGGGCCCCACCCGCGCCAGCAGUGGACUCCACCCAGGAUUCGUCGGAUGUGAACUCCGACGCUCUCUCGUGGGACGUGGAGUUCUCGAUCGAGGCUGAGGCCAUCGGCUGGAUCGACAUCCUAACCUCAGGCUACACCGUGAGGUACGCCAGCCCCGCAUUCGCUAAGCAUCUGGAGGUCAACAGCAAGCUCCUGGCCGCGCUGAGGCCACGCGCACGAGCAGAUUUUAUACGCUGGGUCCAGCAGGCGUAUAUCGAUCUAUUGGAGGAGGGAUCCGAUUCUGGUCACAAGCAAUGCAGCGAGCGGCUCCACAUGAAGUGCUCCGCCCCCGCGGCCACAAGCGGAGCGCGCCGGACGUGGCGAUCGGUCUCGGCUUAUGUGAGGCUCGACCUGACACCACCCCGGGGCGGGCAGCCCCACGGCGAGGGUGUCGUGCGCAUUGUGCUCCAGGACCUCCAGAUCGGCACGCGAGCGUCCAGCACCUUGUCGAGGGGGACCCCGCCGGCCACGCCCAGAGCCAGCCUUGAGCGCGCCUCCCAGGUCGCGUGCGGCCGACUGGAGGCCGAAGAGGCCGCGGCCGAGGGGCAGAGGCUUGCGAGGGCCACGGCGGGCGCGGCCGAGGGGCGGCGCGGCGGCGCUGCCGGCGCGGCCUCGCAGCCGCAGGGCCGUGCCGAGGCCGCGACUGCCGCCGCCGAGGUGCGGGGGCGGCGUCGCCGCAGAGCACAGAGCAACUGCAGAGCCUGUGAGGCGCAGGCGCGCCCCUGUGUCCGUCGUCGCCGGCCUGCUUGGAUCUGA